UGAGAACAUUCGUGAUCUAGGAGAAGAAAGAGCAGCGAAUAUGGGGCCUGUUUACUUCAGCAACACUGUCAGAGUUUGAAAAGACAUGGCGACAAAGGCCUCUCCAUGCAGUGACAUGCUUCUGAAGACGACAGCCGUUCCUCAAAGAUACACCAAGAGGAGAAUCAUAUUCUGAAAAACUGAACUGGCCAAGUGGAUGAUUCAUUUUAAUUUAGCUAAAGUGACAGUGAAGCGGUGGAAAUGACUGUCGCCACAGUUCUCCGUUGGCUGUUCCUCAUGUCCGUUAUACUUCUGACCAUCGGCGGGAACGUGCUGGUGUGCUUGGCGGUGGGGCUCAGCCGACGUCUGUGGCGAACAGCGAACUGCUUUGUGGUGUCGCUGGCAGUUGCGGAUCUCCUGCUCGGCGUGUUGGUGCUGCCCUUGUCUGCCACGCUGGAGCUCCGCGAUAGUAAAUGGCCUUUCGGAGGAACACUGUGUAAUAUUUACAUCUCAAUGGAUGUCAUGCUGUGCACAUGCUCCAUCCUGACCCUGUUGGCAAUCAGCGUGAACAGGUACCUGGCCAUUUCGUCUCCCCUCAGCCACUCUCAGAGAGUCACCCCGCGAAGGGUGUUACUUGCCAUCAGCUUCAUCUGGCUGCUGUCGCUGGCCGUGGCUUUUUUCCCCGUCCACCUGGGCUGGAAUACAGCAGACUACAGGGUGCAAAACCUGGACUGGGAAUUUGGGGAUGAGGGCACUGAUAAAGGACGCUACUGCCAGUUCGAGUGGAACAACAACUACGUUCUUAUUUAUGCCUUUGGAACCUUUUACUUACCACUGAUGGUCAUGUGCGGAAUGUAUCUUUGCAUUUUCAGAGUGGCACGUGAACAGGUAAGGCGUAUCCGUGCUACCACUCCGUCAUUUGCACGCUCGGCGACUGCUGCCGUAGCCCGUGAGCACAAGGCUACAGUCACCCUGGCUGCUGUACUCGGUGCAUUUAUCAUCUGUUGGUUUCCCUACUUCAGCUACUUCACCUGCAUGGGUGUAAAGGAAAAGACAAAUCCUCCCAACACCCUCCAUUCAGUAGUCCUCUGGCUAGGAUAUUUGAACUCCACCCUUAAUCCCAUCCUCUAUCCAGCAUUCAACAGGGAUUUCCGUCAAGCCUAUGGGGAGCUGCUUCGCUGUCGAGGGUCAUCACGCAGGACACUGCAGCUUACUCAUGUGACUCUGUACAAAAGAUUGACCUUUUUCAAGCUAUUCAGGGUCUCUCAAAACUCUAAGAAAAGCACAGCCGCGGUUAUGGUUGAAAGAGAGAAGAGUCUACCCUGUGAAGAAAGGCAUUGUGCAGAUGAUUCAUGGUGAAAGUUAUUUGGAUGACAGACUGUGUAAACAUUGUGGGUACAAAUUUACUAAACUGUUCACAGCACCAGCUUAACUGACCAUUCAUUUUGUGCUUCAAUAUGUGCCCGGCUUAGUUUUGAAGUAUUUGAAGAGCUGUUUGGGUGAGUUUAAUAAAGUAAUAUAUCCCAUUAUAUGUUCCAGCAAAAGGCAUGGGAACACCGGUGUCUGAAGGAUGCAAACUGUUUGUUUUCUCUCUCCCUACGCCCCUGCAAGUCAUGGUGAAUAUGUGACCAACAACCUGAUUUGAUAUGCGCAACAGGUUUAUGUUUCACCUGACCAGAGCAGAUUGACCUCAAGGACUUCCUGGACAUUUUAACAGAAUUUCCAUAAAUAAAGUCACUCUUUAAGGAACGCUAUCUUAGCACGUGUAGCUACUGUGGAAUGAAGAGAGUUGUUCACAUAAUCUUGUUUAUGUAAGUACAUAGCACAGCUGUCUAAAAA
Poecilia latipinna (sailfin molly) is the source of this 1818-nucleotide messenger RNA. RefSeq names its product histamine receptor H2b (gene hrh2b). Gene Ontology annotation, biological process: adenylate cyclase-activating adrenergic receptor signaling pathway; positive regulation of MAPK cascade. Gene Ontology annotation, cellular component: plasma membrane. Gene Ontology annotation, molecular function: G protein-coupled receptor activity. Lineage: Eukaryota; Metazoa; Chordata; Actinopteri; Cyprinodontiformes; Poeciliidae. The coding region runs from base 241 to 1338 and encodes 365 amino acids. The record is from RefSeq and is a predicted model, not a curated record. The transcript has 3 exons.